Messenger RNA from Boleophthalmus pectinirostris (great blue-spotted mudskipper), 4305 nucleotides. RefSeq names its product SOGA family member 3a (gene mtcl3a). The record is from RefSeq and is a predicted model, not a curated record. Lineage: Eukaryota; Metazoa; Chordata; Actinopteri; Gobiiformes; Gobiidae. Bases 1 to 3432 code for a protein of 1143 amino acids. The transcript has 7 exons.
AUGUGGAGCGCGUUUAUGAAUGGUUCUGGACUUCACGCGGGGGGCGGUGCUGGUGGGGGUUAUGUCCCGUCUCAGGGAUGGGAGUUUGUGCCCUGCUCCAGGAUGGAGAAGGCAGACAGAGGCAAAGGCAAAAACCGUAAUCCUCUGAAGAGGAUCUCUUCUCCACCCACUGUCUUCAGUCAGAUCUACGAGCAGCAGUUUCAGACUUCAGGAGCAGAGCACGGACCCGGGGCUCCGUCUGAACUCCUCAGGGGCCAAAUGUGGUCAGGGCCAGAGCCCCAGCCACAGCAGCAAACACAGCACGCCCGGCUUAAGAAGAAAUUUGAAGAACUCAAAAAGCGUCACUGUGAAGACAAGGAAGAAUGGAUGAGAGAGAAAGAGUCAUUAUUGAGAGAAGUAGCAAAUAUACAAGGAGGUGAGAAUAGAAGGAUUUUGCUGGAUCUAAAGACGGUUUUGGAGGAGGUGCAGGUGGAGGUGAAGAGAGAGGAGGAGAAGAGGAGUGAGUUACAGCUGCAGUACACCAGAGACAGGUGCUCCUGGGAGCUGGAGAAGGCUGAGCUUAAACGCAGGAUUGCACAGUUGGAAUCUAGAGAAAGCUCUCGGUUGACAAACAGAGAAGUUCAAGCAGCAGCAGCAGGUCUUGGGGCUGGAGGAGUACUGCAAAGUCCUCAAAAAUAUCCGGACGAAUCGUUGUGCAGGGAAAGAGAGGAGCAGAGGAGGAUUUUGGCGGAUACCCACACAACAGCUAUGGACCUACGCUGCCGUUUGGAGCACAAUGAGAGAGACUGGCUACGGGAGAAGGCAGACCUGUUGGAGAGAUUUGACGUGGAGAGAAGGGAAUGGGAAUGUCAGCUGAAAGAUAUGCAGAGGAAAAUAGAAGAGUUGUAUUGUGAGGUGAGGGCCAAAAGAGAAGGGACUGGAUUGGACAUCAGAAAACACUAUGAUAACAGCGCUGCCCGCAGACUCAGCAUCCCCUCGACUAGCACUGGCUCCAGCUUCCUGAGCAGCAGCAGCCAAUCAGAGCAAAGAUCAACACUGUUUACUGGAUUUGGCAGUAAUAACAAACUCAACAGGGACAGCGACACUCACCAGUCUACUGGUUACCACACGGACACACAUGAUCAUGGACAAACUGUUUAUGAGGAGGAACUGAGAUUGAGUGGGACUUGGCAGCAAGAUGCAGCCUCUCAGAGAAGAGUCAUAGAUACAGAGGAUUUGGAUAGUAUUUUACUGCGCCAUGGAUGUGCAGAGUCCCAUAAACCCAUUGCCAAAGAGAAUGAAAGUGUCCAUCAGAAUCAGAGACAAAAUGCUCCAUGGACAGAGCUGAAUUAUGGCAGUGAGAAAAAACGGAACACCACUGCUCUUAAUGCUGCUCUGAAGGAGAUUGCACGUGUCAGUGAGGAGCUGUGUAGCUACCAAGAAGAGAUUAGGCAAAAGAGUGGAGAAAACAGAAGUCACCCAGAGGAGAGAGAAAUGUCACUGUCCUAUAGUAACCCUAGACCAGAUGUGGUUGAACCAUGUGACCUCAAUGAAAUCUAUGAUGAACUCAGAGCAUUAGAAAGGGAGCACUGGGCCAUCUUGUCGCCCGAAAACACAUGGCGAUCAGUCUCUGGACCUGGGUCAUCCUGGAAAACCAGCCCCUCUCCUCCAGACAACCACCAAGAGCCAAUCGUCAGUCCAGAGACUCUGUCGGAAAUAGACUCGGCAGCCCCUCCCAUCCCACCUCGCUCUUCGUCCUGGAAUCUGAGCUCUCAACAAGAUGCAGAUCUGAACAUGCCAGAGUCUCCUAUAGUCCCAGCCAGGAAAUGCCACAGCCCCUGUGUGGUAGUGGACAGGAAGUGUACCAGUCCGUCCAUUGUGAGAAAGUUUGAGGCCAUGCUUCAGGAAAAUGAAGGAAAAGUUUUGAUUGAUGGGACAGUAUCUUCGUGCUCUGUACCUGCCAACCAAAACUGUAAUGUCAGCUGCUGUCAUAACCGCUGGUCCUGUGAUGCCAGUAAGCUCACAAAUAAGGUGUCCUCAUAUGGAACUGUUCAGAAGAGCUUCUCUGAGGUCAACAUUGUGACUGCUGCUAAAAAGAUGGGCACGGACUACAGCCUUACUGGUGCUAAUGUGAAAAGCCAAGAAGUGCAUCCCAAAUCUCCGCCUCUGAUAGAGACUCCUAUGCUCCUCCAUGCUCCGGAAAUAUCUCCUGCCAACCCUGUCCUGCAGGGCUCCAAAAGAAACAUAACACUGGAGCAGAAAACCGCAGAGUUCAACCGGUGUCUCUUUCAGGCAGAGAUGGGCCGUGGGGUAGAGGAGCAGGACACUUUCUUACCUCCUGAUCUCACCCCUGUGCUCUGCCAACAAGUGCUGUUAACAAGUACUGCCUCAGGUGAGGAGCUGCUUCCCAGGGAAACCCAGUUAAAGCAACACUACUCUGAAGUCUCCAAUCACUGCUUUGGAGUUGAACCCAACAUCACACACUCUUUCUUCUUCUCAGAUAUCACAAUGCAUAGCCCAGAGGCUCCAGCACAGAGCAGGUAUGGGUCAAGAGGUCAACCAGUCAGGAUAGAGCAAGAAACCCAUGAUCUACUGUCCAAAGAGCUACAAGCAGCACAACAGGAGCACACCACAAAACCUGCACAAAUGCCUGAGUGCUACUCUGAGGUCAAGCUCAGUCCUUCCAGGAAAACUCAAAUCAAAGCAACCACAGAGGCUCACUGCUCUGAGCGCCUCAUGUCUGAAAAUGUGCAGCUGAGCGUGGACUCCUCCAGCUCCGAGAGCGACCAUGAAGAGGAGCCUCAGCCCAGAUCAGCAGUGUCCCCACAGCCCUCUGCUGAAAACAAACUGAGGCCAACAGGAGGGCAGCAAGUGCAGCCAAAGCAUGUGUCUGUCCUGUCUGACUGUUGCCGGCCAGGGCUCCGGAUGAUGAAUGAGCAUCCCUGGAAACCCCUUACACUGGCAGCCUACCCACGACCCGAGGGCUCCCGCUCCAACUAUGGAGCAGUGGAGAGGAUACUGAAGAAUUAUGAGACUGCAGCCAAAAGCAUGAACCAAAUAGAAACCGGCUCCGGUCCCAACCUGAGUGUGAGAGAGAAGGGCGAGCGAGAGCUGGACAUGCUGGACACGGACUCUGUGCCUACUCCUCUGUUCAUCAGAGAGACUCUGCCACGCUCUCCCAGCACCCACAAGGUCCUCGAGCUCAAGGAAAUUCAAGUGAAUCUGCAGAAAAACCAAAAGUCUUCCACCACAUCUUCAGUUUUAAAGCAGAAGAACUUCUCCAGACCUGCAUGUCCGGCCAAUCGGCGGCUGCCUUCACGCUGGGCUGGCCGCUCUCCUUUCUCCAGAUCAUCUUUUUCCUCCUCUGCACCUGCACCGCCCUCCUUCAGCCUCCAAAAGCACUCCUCAUUUUCACAUUCACAUGCCUUUCAUAUGGAGUCUGUCAUCAUCUGACCCACCCAGAAGCCUUGAGUGAACCUACAAACUGUGAACUUGUUUUUUUCACAUAUACAUAUGAAAUACUCAAAGACUGAAGUGCUUUAGUGAGAUAUGACCAAUGUAUAGCUGUAGAAUGUGUUGAGUUCAAAAGAGCCGAGCUGACCAAAAUAACGGAACUUUGUUAGCAGCAGCUUUGCAUCAAGAAAAUGUGACAAAUCAACCAGGCGUAUUUCCAAGGAGCAAACAUAUCCACUGCAUCUCAGUUUCAACUCAGGUGUGGACUUUUAGCCUUGACUAUUGUAGCCUUGCUGAUACAGUACUGUAUAGAUUCUCCAUUCAUACAGCUGCCUAUUAAUAUCACACAAUCACAUCCAAGUGGCCAGAUAAAAUCCAAUAUGAUGUAAAUGUAUUCAGUAUUGUAUGCACCAUUACAGGUAUACCAUGCACCAUUUACACAUUACAAUGUGUUGGAUUCUGAAGCAGAAUAUGCUUCACAAAUGUUUUUUCCAGUACUCAUUACAUGUUGCUGUGUUGCAUUAUUCAAUACUGUCUUCUGACUUCAUAUUUUUACACACACUGUAGACUGUACCUGCCUUUGACAGAAAAAAAUAGAGUUACGUUUUUGUUAACACAUAAGUUUGAUUUGUAUAACUGUACCAAAGGCUGGUGUCUUUUUUUGAAUUUAAAUAUACUGUCUGUUAUUGUGUUAUGUUUAAACUGCACAUGAUGCUGGAAUUUAUAAGCAUUUUUCUUUUGUUUGGAACACACAAGUCUGCAUUGGUGCAUUACAUAGCAUUUAAUGGAAGGCUUUUUUGUACUUUGAAUAAUCUCCCGUGGUCGCAUACAAUAGUGCAUUUUCAGGCUAAAGUGCUGAAUAUAAUGAAAGUG